Molecule: messenger RNA, 3741 nt
Organism: Sphaerodactylus townsendi
Lineage: Eukaryota; Metazoa; Chordata; Lepidosauria; Squamata; Sphaerodactylidae
Gene: LYPLA1
Product: lysophospholipase 1
Exons: 9
Coding region: 248-940 (230 amino acids)
Biological process (GO): protein depalmitoylation
Cellular component (GO): cytoplasm
Molecular function (GO): palmitoyl-(protein) hydrolase activity; carboxylic ester hydrolase activity
Source: RefSeq, a predicted model, not a curated record
CGCGCGCUCGCCUCUGCCCCCCGCGCCCCUUUCAACGGCUUCCCUCGCGCCGAGUUUGCGCAGGCUGACCCGAGGGGGGGCGGGGGGAGCGGGUCGGGCAAGGCGGGGCGGCUUUUGCGGCGCUUCCUCCCCUUUCCUUCCCCUCCUUCCAAUCCGUUACCCGCUACGCCCGUUCCUCCACCCUCCCCAGCCGUCCUCCUUCGGCCGCCGGCCAAUUUCUCACUGGUCGCUGCGGAGAGGCCAGUGUAUGUGCGGCAACAACAUGUCCGCCCCACUUCCUGCCAUCGUCCCGGCCGCUAAGAAGGCCACCGCCGCGGUUAUAUUUCUUCAUGGAUUAGGAGAUACGGGGCAUGGGUGGGCAGAAGCAUUUGCUGGCAUCAGAAGCUCACAUGUAAAGUAUAUUUGUCCACAUGCGCCAGUUAUGCCGGUUUCACUAAACAUGAACAUGGCUAUGCCGUCUUGGUUUGAUAUCAUCGGGCUAUCUCCAGAUGCACAGGAAGAUGAAGCUGGUAUCAAACAAGCAGUAGAGAAUGUGAAAUCACUUGUAGAACAAGAAGUAAAAAAUGGAAUUCCAUCACACCGAAUAAUCCUGGGAGGAUUUUCUCAGGGAGGAGCUCUAGCACUAUACACAGCUCUCACAACACAACAGAAACUAGCAGGUGUUUUAGCACUCAGCUGUUGGCUUCCAUUGAGGACUACAUUUCCUCAGGGCUCCAUUAAUUGUGUCAACAAAGAUAUUCCCAUUCUCCAGUGCCAUGGUGACUGCGAUCCUUUGGUUCCACUGAUGUUUGGAUCUCUUACCUCUGAGAGGUUAAAGACCAUGAUAAAUCCUGCCAAUGUAACUUUCAAGACUUAUUCAGGCAUGAUGCAUAGCUCGUGUAUUGAGGAAAUGAUGGAUGCAAAGCAGUUCAUUGAUAACCAUCUACCUCCAGUUGAUUGAAAUUUCAUCAAAGGCCUUCUCUUUAAAUGCACCAGCAUCACCUGUACUAGAUUGUUACUUUUCAUUCAACCAAUUAUGAAGCAUUUCUGUGCCUACAGUGUUAACUCUAUUGUAUAUGUACCAACAGCAGCGACUAGAUAGCCUAACUUUAAAAGAAAUGAUGCUCUUUCCAAAUUUCAUUGGCCACUGUAUAAAAUGUAAGGCAGGCAACAUAUGUUUUGGAAUAUAAUUAAGCCUACUUUUUCCAUUCUUCAUUUCUUUAAAUUUAACUGUCCAUUUUCAGUGGAAGACCUCUGGCUUAAUGGUUUAAAUGAAAACAAAUUGAUAUGUUCAAAACCUAUUUUAUUACUGCUUGUUAAAUUGACAUUCAUAUAUCAUACAUGCAGUAUGUUAAGCCAAUAAGCAUGCAGUAGUAGAAUAAGCAUUCUUAAUGAGGAUUAUCUUAAAGGUCAAGUUCAACCAAUAUUAUUGCAUGUGUAACAGAAGACUUCCAACCUUUACUUAUCCCUUUGCAGCAAUGUAAGUCAGUGUCAUUUUCUACUGUGUGCUGGGUGGCUUAAAAACAGUAUAUAAUUUCUGGAGAAAGGAAUCUCAUGUAACUGCCCUAAGAUAAAGUAUUUGUGGUAAAAAUAGGGGGAAAGUUCACUAUGUAGAAAUCAUUUAUUGUAGGUUGUAUCCUGGAGAAAAGUUCCUGUAACAUAGGGGUGGGACAGCUUUCAUUGGUCCCUCCCAUCCACAGACCUCCAUUUAUGUUGUCGUGCUGUUCCUAGGACUGCCAUUUCCAAGAUUAUUUGGGUAUCAAUGGCAGGAGGAGUCAAGGAGGUUUUGUUCUGUUUAUGGACUACCUUCCAUCAGUAGAGAUGGAAAGGACAGAGAUUUACCAUAGGAUCUAAGAAUUAAGAAUUCCCAUUUGAGUUCAUGUUUUAUGAAUUAUCAAGGAACAAACAAUUUGUAUUAAAUUAUUUUGUAUUCCCCCAUCGGAAUUCCAAACAACAACUAAUAGCUAAUGUCAGACAAAGAAGUAUUCUUGUACCUUGCCAAAAUGUAUGCUACCUUAAUAAUAUGCAAAUAACUCAGCUCCUUCCUGCAUUACUCCUUCCCGUAGAAACUCAGAUAAAAUGUGCUUCAGAAAUUUCCUGGUAAUAGAAUAUUCAAAACAAUGUUGCAGAUUUGGCAAAAUGAAUUUCGGACCAGCAUUGCUUUCUGGACCAGCAUCAUGGUCCCAUUUUACUGAUUGCCUGAGCGCUGCACUGCUGCUACAUAUCUGAUUAUCUUCAUAAUGUUGCCGUUGCUUGUUUCUUUACAUUUUUUAUGCAUAUGAUUUCAUUUCCUAUUUGUAAACACAUAGUCAAUUAUACUGUGGGCUGUUGCAAGUUUUUAAUUAGUAAAAGUAAUAGCUGGGGCUAAGGUGCUCCCAGGGCUUACCCUUGCCCCAAAAUUGGCACUUCCAUCUACUUGUGGGUUUCCCCCAGUUUGUGAAUCACAUUCCUUGAAUUUUGCUAGGGUUUGUGUAGCUACCCAAAUUGAAGCCACUUCGAUAUUUCAGCGGAAGCAAUUGAUUCCUGUUCUGUACUUCUUCAGAUGUGGGGCUCAAGUUUCUGCUCUCCUAUAUGUAAUUUUUUUAAAUUGCUAUUCACUGACAUAAUGAGGGUGUCAAUGGUUUGAUCUAACAGUCUUGACAUGCUACCUUACUAAGUAUAAGAUGGGAUGGGCCAAAUGAAGGAGGAAUGAAACAUGCAAUGUUUCCACUUGCAGUGGUACAGUCCAGGAACAGCUUGACUUCUUGAACCUGCUGUGUAUGUAUAAAUGGCUGUUAUUUAAAGAAAGUAGAUGCUUUUGUAAUCAAAGCCUUCUCCAGUAUCUCAGUAUUUGGAAUCUGCAGGAGUUGGCAUACACUUGAAUAUAGAACCAAUGUGACUUUCCUCAGUGCUUGUCCUGUUUACUGGUGAAUUCCUUUUCUAUUUAAGUAUUGGUUUCUAGAGGAGGAUAUUACUUAUUCAGUGAUCUCUAGCUAAUAUGUGGAGGACUUUGCUUUCUUGAGUGGUUGGCAUACUUAAAAUAUAUUUGGAAUAUUCAUAUCCAUGAUGAUUCAUAAGUCAGUUAUGCAAAUAGAUAAUCUGUUUUAUAGUGACUUGAUGGCACUUAACAUACACAGUUUUUAUCAGUCUAAACCAUAUGAAACUACUGAAACCAACAUAGUAGUUUAUCCCACAAAAGAGAUAUUUAUGUCUUCUAAUAUUGUGCCUAAAAUUUCAGAUAUCAAAAUAUGAUAUUCAGUAUUAAUGUUAUUUGGGUGAAUAAUUGCCAAACUGAUAAUAGACAAUUUUAUCACAGCCCAAAUACUGUUACAUCAUAGGCAAAACUACUGGCUUCUCUGGGAGUUUUAUCCCUGAUAGGAUGUAGCCUUUAGCUUUUCCUUCUAAAUAUUGUAUAACAUUAAUGCAGGAAAUUGAAGGAGAACAAUUCUCUAACUUGCAUCUGUUAAUUAAAUGUUUGCUUUAAUGAAGUGUGUUGUACUUCAUUAAACUAUAAAAUGCAUCUUUUUAUAAAUAGGUGCUACUGAAAAAUAAAGAGUAUAGUUUUAAGAAUGUAUUGAAUAGGAUGUUUAUGAAGCCAUACGUGUAGGCUGGGUAUUUUAUAAACCUAUUUAAUUUGGCUUUCCUAAGGUGUAGAAAUGCACAGUUAAUAUAAAAAUCAAGAUGUUACCUUAUAGUUAAUGGUAGCAAAUCUGUUGUUGAAAUGGCUUUCUUGUAGUUAAAUUGUAAAUCUUUCUGUUACUGUGAAAUAAAUUCUGAACAAUC